Molecule: messenger RNA, 9975 nt
Organism: Eubalaena glacialis (North Atlantic right whale)
Lineage: Eukaryota; Metazoa; Chordata; Mammalia; Artiodactyla; Balaenidae
Gene: UNC80
Product: unc-80 homolog, NALCN channel complex subunit
Exons: 65
Coding region: 1-9975 (3324 amino acids)
Biological process (GO): monoatomic cation homeostasis
Cellular component (GO): cation channel complex; axon
Molecular function (GO): monoatomic cation channel activity
Source: RefSeq, a predicted model, not a curated record
AUGGUGAAGAGGAAGAGCUCCGAGGGCCAAGAGCAAGACAGCGGCCGCGGCAUCCCCUUGCCCAUCCAGACCUUCCUGUGGCGGCAAACCAGUGCAUUUUUGAGGCCUAAACUGGGGAAGCAAUAUGAAGCCUCUUGUGUGUCCUUUGAACGAGUGUUGGUAGAAAACAAGCUUCAUGGCCUCUCUCCGGCCCUCUCUGAAGCCAUCCAGAGCAUUUCCAGAUGGGAACUGGUACAAGCUGCCUUGCCUCAUGUCCUCCACUGCACUGCAACCCUGCUGUCAAACAGAAACAAGCUAGGCCACCAGGAUAAACUGGGUGUCGCUGAGACAAAGCUCCUUCAUACCCUGCACUGGAUGCUCCUGGAGGCCCCCCAGGACUGCAACAGCGAGCGUUUUGGGGGCACAGACCGAGGCUCCAGCUGGGGUGGCAGCAGCAGUGCUUUCAUCCACCAGGUGGAAAACCAGGGUUCUCCAGGGCAGCCUUGCCAAAACAACUCCAAUGAUGAAGAAGAAAACAACCGACGGAAGAUCUUCCAGAACUCCAUGGCUACUGUGGAGCUCUUUGUGUUUCUGUUUGCUCCUCUGGUACACAGGAUCAAGGAAUCUGACCUCACGUUCCGACUGGCGAGUGGGCUUGUUAUAUGGCAGCCCAUGUGGGAGCACAGACAGCCCGAAGUCUCUGGCUUCACAGCACUGGUGAAGCCCAUCAGGAACAUCAUUACAGCUAAGAGAAGCUCUCCUGUCAACAGUCAAAGUCAGACCUGUGAAUCGCCAAAUCAAGACACAAGACACCGAGAGGGACUCCAGGUGGUCUCUGAAAUGUUCCAGUCAGAUUCCAUCUCACCCAAGGCCACCAUUUCAGGCUGCCACAGAGGAAACUCCCUUGAUGGAAGUCUGUCCUCCCAGACUUCCCAGGAAAGAGGACCAUCGCAUUCCAGGGUCUCUCUCGUGAUUCCUCCGUGCCAAAGGUCCCGCUAUGCCACCUACUUUGACGUUGCUGUUCUUCGCUGCCUACUCCAGCCCCAUUGGUCUGAGGAGGGCACUCAGUGGUCUCUGAUGUACUAUCUACAAAGGCUGAGACACAUGUUGGAAGAGAAGCCAGAAAAGCCCACAGAGCCGGAUAUUCCUCUCCUGCCCAGACCCAGAAGUAGCUCCAUGGUGGCGGCAGCUCCCUCACUAGUGAACACACACAAAACCCAAGAUCUCACCAUGAAGUGUAAUGAAGAGGAAAAAUCUCUCAGCUCUGAGGCUUUUUCCAAAGUUUCAUUGACCAACCUACGUAGGCCUGCAGUCCCGGAUCUUUCUUCAGACCUUGGCAUGAACAUUUUUAAGAAGUUCAAGAGCCGCAAAGAAGACAGAGAGAGAAAAGGUUCCAUCCCAUUCCACCACGCGGGGAAGAGGCGGCCUCGGAGAAUGGGAGUGCCAUUCAUGCUGCAUGAGGACCACCUGGAUGUGUCCCCCACCUGCAGCGCAUUCUCCUUCGGAAGUUUCUCUGGGCUUGGAGAAGACAGGCGAGGCAUGGAAAAAGGAGGCUGGCAAACCACCAUUUUAGGGAAAUUUACCCGGCGGGGCAGCUCAGACGCGGCCACUGAGAUGGAGAGCCUGAGCGGCAGGCACUCCCACUCUCAUCACACGCUGGUGAGUGACCUGCCGGACCACUCCAACAGCCAUGGGGAAAACACCGUCAAGGAAGUGCGAUCCCAGAUCUCCACUAUCACAGUUGCAACCUUCAAUACCACAUUGGCGUCAUUCAACGUAGGCUAUGCAGACUUUUUCAGUGAGCAUAUGAGGAAGCUCUGCAACCAGGUGCCUAUACCUGAGAUGCCACAUGAACCCCUGGCAUGUGCAAACCUGCCUCGAAGCCUCACAGACUCCUGCAUAAACUACAGCUACUUGGAAGACACAGAACAUAUUGAUGGGACCAAUAACUUUGUCCACAAGAAUGGCAUGCUUGAUCUUUCUGUGGUUCUGAAGGCUGUUUAUCUUGUCCUUAACCAUGACAUCAGUUCUCGCAUCUGCGAUGUGGCACUGAACAUUGUGGAAUGCUUGCUUCAACUUGGUGUGGUGCCCUGUGUAGAAAAGAACAGAAAGAAGAGUGAAAACAAGGAAAACGUGACUGUGGAAAAAAGAGCAAGUGAGGGAACGUUCCAGUUCAAAGGAGUAUCUGGAAGUUCCACCUGUGGAUUUGGGGGCCCUUCAGUUAGUGGAGCUGGAGAUGGAGGAGGAGAAGAUGGAAGAGGUGGUAAUGGAGGAGGUGGAGGAGGUGAUGGAGGUGGAGGUGGAGGAGGAGGAGGUGGCCCCUAUGAGAAGAACGAUAAGAACCAAGAGAAGGAUGAAAGUACGCCUGUAAGCAACCAUAGGCUUGCUCUAACCAUGCUCAUCAAAAUAGUGAAGUCUCUGGGAUGUGCCUAUGGUUGCGGAGAAGGACACCGAGGGCUCUCUGGGGAUCGUCUGAGACACCAGGUAUUCCGGGAGAAUGCCCAGAACUGCCUCACUAAGUUAUACAAGCUAGAUAAGAUGCAGUUCCGACAAACCAUGAGGGAUUAUGUGAACAAGGACUCUCUCAAUAACGUAGUGGACUUCUUGCAUGCCUUGCUAGGAUUUUGUAUGGAGCCGGUCACUGACAACAAGGCUGGGUUUGGAAAUAACUUCACCACGGUGGACAACAAAUCCACAGCCCAAAAUGUGGAAGGCAUCAUCGUCAGCGCCAUGUUUAAAUCCCUCAUCACACGCUGCGCUUCAACUACGCAUGAAUUGCACAGCCCUGAGAAUCUGGGACUGUAUUGUGACAUCCGUCAGCUGGUCCAGUUUAUCAAAGAGGCCCAUGGGAAUGUCUUCAGGAGAGUGGCCCUCAGUGCUUUGCUUGAUAGUGCUGAGAAGUUGGCACCAGGGAAAAAGGUGGAGGAAAAUGAACCGGAAUCUAAGCCUGGAGGUGGUAAAAGGUCAGAGGCAGGAAGCAUUGUGGAUAAAGGCCAGGUGACCUCUGCACCUGAGGAAUGUCGCAGCUUCAUGUCUGGUCGCCCCUCACAGACUCCAGAGCACGAUGAACAAAUGCAAGGGGGCAACAUGGGGAGGAAAGAUUUCUGGCGCAAGAUGUUCAAAUCCCAGAGUGCAGCGAGUGACACCAGCAGCCAGUCUGAGCAGGACACCUCAGAAUGCACCACUGCCCACUCAGGGACCACCUCUGACCGGCGCACCCGCUCACGGUCCCGUAGAAUUUCCCUCCGAAAGAAGCUUAAACUCCCCAUAGGAAACUGGCUGAAACGAUCCUCCCUCUCAGGCCUGGCAGAUGGUGUGGAGGACCUCCUGGACAUCAGCUCUGUGGACCGCCUCUCUUUCAUCAGGCAAAGCUCCAAGGUCAAAUUCACCAGUGCUGUAAAGCUUUCUGAAGGUGGACCAGGGAGUGGAAUGGAAAACGGGAGAGACGAAGAGGAGAAUUUCUUCAAGCGUCUUGGUUGCCACAGUUUUGAUGACCAUCUGUCUUCCAACCAAGAUGGCGGAAAAAGCAAAAACGUGGUGAAUCUUGGAGCAAUCCGACAAGGCAUGAAGCGCUUUCAAUUUCUGUUAAACUGCUGUGAGCCAGGGACAAUUCCUGAUGCAUCGAUCUUGGCAGCCGCCUUGGAUCUUGAAGCGCCUGUAGUAGCCAGAGCAGCGCUGUUCCUGGAAUGUGCCCGUUUUGUUUACCGCUGCAACCGUGGCAACUGGCCAGAGUGGAUGAAAGGGCAUCAUGUGAAUAUCACCAAGAAAGGCCUUUCCAGGGGACGGUCUCCCAUUGUGGGCAACAAGCGGAACCAGAAGCUUCAGUGGAACGCUGCCAAGCUCUUCUACCAAUGGGGAGACGCAAUUGGCGUCCGGUUGAAUGAGCUGUGCCAUGGGGAAAGUGAGAGCCCAGCCAACCUUCUGGGUCUCAUUUAUGAUGAGGAGACCAAGAGGAGACUGAGAAAGGAGGAUGAGGAGGAAGACUUUUUAGAUGACAGUACUGUGAACCCCUCUAAAUGUGGCUGCCCCUUUGCCUUGAAGAUGGCAGCAUGCCAGCUUCUCCUGGAGAUUACCACCUUCCUGCGAGAGACCUUUUCUUGCCUGCCCAGACCACGCACUGAGCCUCUGAUGGACUUGGAGAGCUGCAGACUUCGUUUGGAUCCUGAGUUGGACCGGCACAGAUAUGAGAGGAAGAUCAGCUUUGCUGGUGUCCUGGAUGAAAAUGAAGACUCAAAAGAUUCCCUUCACAGUAGUAGCCACACCCUCAAAUCAGAUGCAGGUGUUGAGGAGAAGAAAGUUCCCAGCAGGAAGAUCAGGAUAGGAGGUUCCCGCCUGCUCCAGCUUAAAGGAACCUGCAGUUUCCAGGUGAAGAAGGGGGGUUCCUUGUCCAGCAUUCGCCGGGUCGGCAGCUUAAAGAGCAGCAAGUUAUCACGGCAGGACUCAGAGUCUGAGGCUGAGGAGCUGCAGCUGUCCCAGAGCAGGGACACUGUCGCUGACCUAGAAGGGAGUCCUUGGAGUGCAAGUGAGCCCAGCAUUGAGCCAGAGGGAAUGAGUACAGCUGGCACGGAGGAAAAUUACCACAGGAACAUGUCAUGGCUUCAUGUCAUGAUCUUGCUGUGCAAUCAGCAAAGCUUCAUCUGCACCCACGUUGACUACUGCCACCCUCACUGCUACCUGCACCACAGCCGCUCCUGUGCCCGGCUUGUCAGGGCCAUUAAGCUGCUCUACGGAGACUCCGUGGACUCCCUCCGAGAGAGCAGCAGCGUCAGCAACGUGGCUCUCCGGGGCAAGAAGCAGAAAGAGUGCUCAGAUAAAUCAUGCCUGAGGACACCUUCUCUGAAAAAGAGAGUUUCAGAUGCCAACCUAGAGGGGAAAAAGGACUCUGGAAUGCUGAAAUACAUCAGACUACAGGUAAUGAGCCUGUCGCCUGCUCCCUUAUCUCUGCUAAUCAAGGCAGCACCAAUUCUGACGGAGGAGAUGUAUGGAGACAUCCAGCCAGCUGCCUGGGAGCUCCUGCUCAGCAUGGAUGAGCACAUGGCGGGGGCAGCAGCGGCCAUGUUCCUGUUGUGUGCGGUGAAAGUCCCCGAGGCCGUGUCUGAUAUGCUGACAUCAGAGUUCCACCACCCGGAGACCGUGCAGCGGCUGAACGCUGUCCUUAAGUUCCACACGCUUUGGAGGUUUCGCUAUCAGGUCUGGCCCCGGAUGGAAGAGGGAGCACAGCAGAUUUUUAAGAUCCCGCCUCCCAGUAUAAACUUCACCCUGCCCUCCCCAGUGCUUGGAAUGCCAUCUGUCCCGAUGUUUGACCCCCCUUGGGUCCCUCAGUGCAGCGGGAGUGUCCAGGACCCCAUUAAUGAAGACCAGUCUAAAUCCUUUUCAGCCCGGGCUGUGUCCCGCUCCCAUCAAAGGGCAGAACACAUCUUAAAGAACUUGCAACAGGAGGAAGAGAAGAAACGUCUUGGUCGAGAAGCCAGCCUCAUCACCGCCAUCCCCAUCACCCAGGAGGCUUGCUAUGAGCCCACCUGCACACCCAACUCAGAGCCAGAAGAAGAAGUAGAAGAAGUCACCAAUCUGGCAUCCCGUCGACUGUCUGUGAGCCCAUCCUGUACCUCCAGCACUUCCCACAGGAAUUAUUCCUUCCGCCGAGGGUCAGUCUGGUCAGUGCGUUCAGCCGUCAGUGCUGAAGAUGAGGAACACGCCGCCGAACACACGCCCAGCCCGCACGUGCCUCAGCCCCCUCAGGCUGUGUUCCCGGCAUGCAUCUGUGCAGCAGUGCUUCCCAUUGUCCAUCUGAUGGAGGAUGGUGAGGUGCGGGAAGAUGGAGUAGCAGUGAGUGCUGUGGCCCAGCAAGUCUUAUGGAAUUGUCUAAUUGAAGAUCCAUCAACAGUUCUUCGACAUUUCCUGGAAAAACUGACCAUCAGCAAUAGACAAGAUGAGUUAAUGUACAUGCUGCGCAAACUUCUCCUGAAUAUCGGAGACUUUCCUGCUCAGACCUCUCACAUCCUAUUCAACUACUUGGUGGGAUUAAUCAUGUACUUUGUGCGGACCCCCUGCGAGUGGGGGAUGGAUGCCAUUUCAGCCACUCUGACUUUCCUGUGGGAGGUGGUCGGUUAUGUAGAAGGCCUGUUCUUCAAGGAUCUGAAGCAGACCAUGAAGAAAGAGCAAUGUGAGGUCAAGCUCCUGGUGACCGCUUCAAUGCCAGGUACCAAAACCUUGGUAGUUCAUGGACAGAAUGAGUGUGAUAUCCCAACCCAGUUACCGGUCCAUGAAGAUACUCAAUUUGAAGCCCUGUUAAAGGAGUGUCUGGAGUUUUUUAAUAUCCCAGAAUCCCAGUCUACACAUUACUUUCUCAUGGAUAAACGAUGGAACCUUAUCCACUACAAUAAGACCUAUGUUCGGGAUAUUUACCCUUUUAGGAGAUCCGUGUCUCCACAGCUGAACCUUGUACAUAUGCAUCCAGAGAAAGGACAGGAGCUCAUUCAGAAACAGGUAUUCACUCGGAAGCUGGAGGAAGUGGGGAGGGUUUUGUUUCUCAUCUCCCUCACCCAGAAGAUCCCCACAGCCCACAAGCAGUCCCACGUCUCCAUGCUCCAGGAAGACCUCCUCCGACUGCCCUCAUUCCCUCGAAGUGCUAUUGAUGCGGAGUUUUCACUCUUCAGCGAUCCUCAAGCUGGGAAGGAGCUGUUUGGCCUCGACACUCUUCAGAAAAGCUUGUGGAUCCAGCUCCUGGAGGAGAUGUUCCUGGGCAUGCCAAGCGAGUUUCCCUGGGGAGAUGAAAUCAUGCUUUUCCUCAACGUUUUUAACGGGGCUCUGAUCCUGCACCCAGAAGACAGUGCCCUGCUCAGGCAGUACGCGGCCACCGUCAUCAACAGCGCUGUGCACUUCAAUCACCUCUUCUCCCUCAGCGGCUACCAGUGGAUUCUGCCCACCAUGCUGCAGGUGUACUCUGACUAUGAAAGCAAUCCCCAGUUGCGUCAAGCCAUUGAAUUCGCCUGCCAUCAGUUCUACAUUCUACACCGGAAGCCCUUUGUACUCCAGCUGUUUGCAAGUGUGGCCCCUCUCCUGGAGUUUCCUGAUGCUGCCAAUACUGGGUCCAGCAAAGGCGUGUCAGCUCAGUGCCUGUUUGACUUGCUGCAGUCGCUGGAAGGGGAGACCACUGACAUCCUAGACAUCUUAGAGUUGGUCAAAGCUGAGAAGCCUCUUAAGUCAUUAGAUUUCUGCUAUGGAAACGAAGACCUGACUUUCUCUAUAAGUGAAGCCAUUAAGCUCUGUGUUACUGUGGUGGCAUAUGCUCCUGAGUCAUUCAGAAGUCUUCAGAUGCUGAUGGUCUUGGAAGCUUUGGUGCCAUGUUACCUACAAAAGCUAAAGAGGCAAACGUCACAAGUGGAGACAGGGCCCGCUGCCCGAGAGGAGAUCGCCGCCAUGGCUGCUCUUGCGACAUCGCUGCAGGCCCUUUUAUACAGUGUAGAGGUCCUCACCAGGCCCAUGACGGCCCCCCAGAUGAGCAGGUGUGACCAGGGUCAUAAAGGGGCCACCACAGCCAACCACACCAUGUCGUCUGGGGUGACUACCAGGUACCAGGAACAAGGCGCCAAACUGCACUUUAUCAGAGAAAACCUGCACUUACUGGAGGAAGGGCAGGGCCUUCCCAGAGAGGAACUAGAUGAACGGAUUGCUCGGGAGGAGUUCAGAAGACCCCGGGAGUCACUGCUGAACAUCUGCACCGAGUUCUACAAGCACUGCGGGCCCAGGCUGAAGAUCUUGCAAAACCUGGCUGGGGAACCGCGGGUCACUGCCCUGGAGUUGUUGGACGUGAAGUCCCACAUGAGGUUGGCAGAAAUUGCACACUCCCUUCUGAAGUUGGCACCAUACGACACCCAGACAAUGGAGAGCCGUGGGCUUCGACGCUACAUCAUGGAGAUGCUCCCCAUCACCGACUGGACAGCCGAAGCAGUGCGGCCGGCCCUUAUCCUCAUUUUAAAGAGAUUGGAUAGGAUGUUCAACAAAAUUCAUAAGAUGCCUACUUUGAGGCGACAGGUUGAGUGGGAGCCUGCCAGCAAUUUGAUUGAAGGGGUUUGUUUGACACUUCAGAGGCAGCCAAUCAUAUCCUUCCUGCCUCACCUUAGGUCACUGAUCAAUGUCUGUGUCAAUCUGGUGAUGGGAGUGGUAGGACCCUCCAGUGUUGCUGAUGGAUUACCCCUUCUUCAUCUCAGCCCUUAUCUCUCACCACCUCUGCCCUUCAGCACAGCUGUUGUCCGGCUUGUAGCAUUGCAGAUACAGGCUUUAAAAGAAGAUUUUCCUUUAAGCCAUGUGAUCUCCCCAUUCACCAAUCAAGAGCGAAGGGAGGGGAUGCUUUUAAAUCUGCUCAUCCCAUUUGUGCUCACAGUAGGAUCUGGAAGCAAAGAUAGCCCAUGGCUGGAGCAGCCUGAGGUGCAGCUGCUACUGCAGACAGUCAUUAACGUGUUGCUGCCUCCACGGAUCAUCAGCACGUCCAGGAGCAAGAACUUCAUGUUGGAGAGCUCCCCCGCCCACUGCUCCACCCCCGGGGAUGCGGGCAAAGACUUGCGCAGGGAAGGGCUGGCAGAGUCCACCAGCCAAGCAGCAUACUUGGCGCUGAAGGUGAUUCUCGUCUGCUUUGAGAGGCAGCUCGGCAGCCAGUGGUACUGGCUGAGCCUCCAGGUGAAGGAGAUGGCCCUGCGGAAGGUCGGCGGCCUGGCCCUGUGGGACUUCCUCGACUUCAUCGUGCGGACCCGCAUCCCCAUCUUCGUGCUCUUGCGCCCUUUCAUCCAGUGCAAGCUUCUGGCCCAACCAGCAGAGAACCAUGAAGAGCUUUCUGCCCGACAACAUAUCGCUGACCAGCUGGAACGGCGUUUCAUUCCACGCCCUCUGUGUAAGAGCUCCCUCAUUGCUGAGUUCAACAGUGAACUAAAAAUUCUAAAAGAGGCAGUUCACAGUGGAUCAGCCUACCAAGGGAAGACGUCCAUCAGCACCGUGGGUACCUCCACCUCUGCUUACCGCCUGAGCCUGGCCACCAUGUCGCGCUCCAACACAGGCACCGGCACAGUCUGGGAGCAGGACAGUGAGCCGUCCCAGCAGGCUUCACAGGACACCCUGAGUCGAACUGAUGAGGAGGAUGAGGAAAAUGACUCUGUCAGCAUGCCCAGUGUGGUAAGUGAACAAGAAGCUUACCUCCUGAGUGCCAUUGGAAGGAGGCGGUUCUCCAGCCACGUCUCCAGCAUGUCUGCACCUCAGGCUGAGGUGGGCAUGUUACCCAGCCAAAGUGAACCUAAUGUCCUCGAUGACUCCCAGGGCCUGGCCGCCGAGGGCAGCCUCUCUAGGGUGGCGAGUGUGCAGAGUGAACCUGGCCAACAGAACCUCCUUACUCAGCAGCCGCUGGGGAGGAAGAGGGGCCUGAGGCAGCUAAGACGUCCUCUACUAUCACGUCAGAAGACUCAGACUGAACCCAGAAACCGCCCCGGGGCUCGGCUGUCAACCACCCGCAGGAGCAUUCAACCUAAAACGAAGCCAUCUGUGGAUCAGAAACGAUCUGUGACCUUCAUCGAGGCUCAGGCGGAGCCAGCCGGUGCCCCAACAGACAUGCUUCCUGCCACAGGCCAGCCACAGGGCUGCAGCCCAGCCCCAUCCAGGAAACCAGAUGGAAUGGACAAACCAGUGCUCACGUCUUCCCCCGCCAUUGUUGUUGCUGACCUUCACAGCCUGUCUCCCAAGCAGGGUGAGAGCCUCCCAGCUGAAGAAGGAGAAAAGAAGGAGGACACAGAAAUACAAGGUGCUACAGCACAUAGUCCCCUCUCUACUCAACUCUCAGACCCUGAUGACUUCACAGGCCUUGAGACAUCUAUCCUCCUACAGCACGGAGACACUGUCCUUCACAUCAGUGAGGAAAAUGGCAUGGAGAACCCCCUCCUCUCCAGUCAGUUCCCUUUUACUCCCACUGAGCUGGGGGAGACUGAGGUAGACCUAGAUGAGUCUCAUGUUUAA